UUCUUUGGUGUUGAAGACAAAAAACACUUGUAAUCUCCGUCAUCACUGUAACAAAACCCAUAAAUCCAACAUUUGAAUGCAACAUUUGUUUCACCAUUCUCGUAUUCUCCACAACCCUUCUUCUUUUUCCAUCUCUACAAUGUCUUCUUCUCUCACUCUUCCCUCUUUUUCCCCUAUCUUCUUACCACAACGAACCCACACUCUUAAAAACCAUAAUUUCCCUAAAUCUAGGGUUUUCGCUACCAUCUCCACUGGAUCUCAAUCUUCCAUCCAUGAAGCUUCUGUAGCUGAUUAUAAAGUCUCCAAUGCAUUUCUCUUCCCUGGGCAGGGUGCACAAGCUGUUGGAAUGGGAAAAGAAGCUCAAAGUGUUCCUGCUGCUGCACUUUUGUACAAGAAAGCCAAUGAGAUUUUGGGGUUUGAUCUUCUUGAUGUAUGCAUUAAUGGGCCAAAGGAAAAACUGAAUUCAACAGUUAUUAGUCAGCCUGCCCUGUAUGUCACAAGUCUUGCUGCUGUUGAGCUACUUCGGGCACGUGAGGGAGGUGAGCAGAUUAUUGAUUCUGUUGAUGUUACAUGCGGUUUGAGCCUGGGAGAAUAUACUGCUCUGGCAUUUGCUGGGGCUUUCAGCUUUGAAGAUGGACUGAAAUUGGUGAAACUGAGGGGUGAAGCCAUGCAGGAUGCUUCUGAUGCUGUUAAAAGUGCCAUGGUUAGUGUGGUAGGAUUGGACUCAGAAAAAGUCCAGCAGUUGUGUGAUGCAGCGAAUCAGGAAGUGCCUGAAGCUGAGAAGGUUCAGAUUGCCAAUUACCUAUGUCCAGGAAACUAUGCUGUCUCUGGAGGCAUAAAAGGAAUAGAAGCGGUGGAAGCCAAAGCAAAGUCUUUCAAGGCUCGAAUGACUGUGCGCUUAGCUGUUGCGGGAGCUUUCCAUACUAGUUUUAUGGAACCUGCCGUGUCAAGAUUGGAAGCUGCAUUGGCAUCGACAGACAUUAGAACCCCAAGAAUACCAGUCAUUUCCAAUGUGAAUGCUCUGCCGCACACAGAUCCUGACACAAUAAAGAGGAUAUUGGCACGACAGGUUACUUCCCCUGUUCAAUGGGAAACAACUGUGAAGACUCUUCUAUCCAAGGGGCUGAAGAAAGGCUAUGAAUUGGGACCUGGAAAGGUUAUUGCUGGAAUUGUCAAAAGAAUGGACAAAGGUGCUGAGAUUGAAAACAUAGGUGCUUAAAAAGUUUGCAAUACCUUGCUACUUGUGUGGCUUCCAAUGCAAACAACUACAAUAUUGCAUCUCUUUUUUCACGAGAAAAUGUGUGAGACCCUAAAUCAAAGAGAAACACGGAACUUGAAACGUCUGUGCAAAGAGCAACUUCGGUCAGAUUUGAAGUUAAAAAAGCUUAAUCCACCAAUCGGUUCUAUUUUGAACAAGUUAGAUUAGUGUUUGUUAUUGUCGCAUAGAAUUUUAUUUCAUUUAUAUAAUUUUAUACUCUUGUAUAAUGUUGUACUCUAAUCUCUGUACCAAUAAAUUUUAGAUGAAAUAAUUGUUGGUUGAAAAUUUGAAAUGGCAAUGGUGAAUACUUAUUUUAAGUACAAUUAAA
This is a messenger RNA of Medicago truncatula (barrel medic), 1586 nucleotides long. RefSeq names its product malonyl CoA-acyl carrier protein transacylase. The record is from RefSeq and is a predicted model, not a curated record. NCBI's taxonomy places the organism in Eukaryota, Viridiplantae, Streptophyta, Magnoliopsida, Fabales, Fabaceae. Gene Ontology annotation, molecular function: [acyl-carrier-protein] S-malonyltransferase activity. The transcript has 10 exons. The coding region runs from base 77 to 1219 and encodes 380 amino acids.